Messenger RNA from Nelumbo nucifera (sacred lotus), 1592 nucleotides. Lineage: Eukaryota; Viridiplantae; Streptophyta; Magnoliopsida; Proteales; Nelumbonaceae. The record is from RefSeq and is a predicted model, not a curated record.
UCUUGCAUUCUCUCCCUCAGCAGGUGCAGAAAGGAAACGCCUCGAAGCCCUUCAUCUUUCCUCUGCAUCUGUUCUUGAUUUCUUCUCUCAACCAUUCGAGCAAAGAAAAACGUAGAAUUGUAAGUAGAAAUGCCUUCUUUGGAGGAUGAAUUCUUCCCUUCUACGCCGGGCAAGAAGGACAGAGCCCACACCAUUAAUCGACAAUUCCAUCGAUGCUUUGCUUCUACCAGUACUAUGUUCCUCUGGGCUCUCUUCUUGAUCGCUUUAACAGCUUCGUAUCUCAGUUUCCAGAGUCUUGUGCACUCGGGCAGUCGCUAUUUCACGGCUUCUUGGGGUGGGAUUCAAUGGGAAAAACAGGUUCGAACGUCUGCCCAGAUCCGUCGGUCCGGUGGGAUGUCCGUCCUCGUCACCGGUGGUGCUGGGUUCGUCGGUACUCACGUCUCUCUUGCUCUCAAGAAACGCGGCGAUGGCGUCGUGGGCCUUGAUAACUUCAACAAUUACUAUGACCCAUCUCUGAAAAAAGCUCGGAAAGCCCUGCUGAACAACCAUGGCAUCUUCGUCGUCGAGGGUGACAUUAACGACGCCCGUCUCUUGGCGAAGCUCUUUGACAUCGUGGCGUUCACUCACGUUAUGCAUCUCGCAGCGCAAGCUGGUGUUAGGUACGCCAUGGAGAACCCUCACUCUUACGUCCAUAGCAACAUCGCCGGCCUCGUUUCUUUGCUCGAAGCUUGCAAAUCGGCGAACCCUCAGCCGGCUGUGGUCUGGGCUUCUUCCAGCUCCGUUUACGGACUCAACGAGAAAGUGCCCUUCUCGGAGUCCGACCGAACGGACCAGCCAGCGAGCUUGUACGCGGCGACGAAGAAGGCCGGAGAAGAAAUCACACACACAUACAACCAUAUCUACGGUUUAUCAAUAACCGGGCUGAGAUUCUUCACCGUCUAUGGCCCCUGGGGAAGACCCGACAUGGCUUACUUCUUCUUUACCCGAAACAUUCUCCAAGGGAAGCCGAUAACUGUGUACCGGGGGAAAAACCGGGUCGAUCUCGCCAGGGAUUUCACCUACAUUGACGACAUCGUAAAGGGUUGUUUGGGGUCUCUGGACACGGCGGGCAAGAGUACCGGAAGCAGAGGGAAGAAACAUGGUCCGGCACCAUAUCGGAUAUUCAACCUGGGGAACACAUCACCGGUAACGGUACCGGCACUGGUCGGAAUUCUAGAGAGGAAUCUGAAAAUGAAGGCGAAGAAGAACAUCAUCGACAUGCCUGGUAACGGAGAUGUGCCCUUCACGCACGCUAACAUAAGCUCGGCGCGUAGGGAACUCGGGUAUAAACCCACCACCGAUUUGCAAACCGGGUUGAAGAAAUUCGUUAGAUGGUACCUCAGUUACUAUGGUUACAAUCACGUCCAAGGCAAAGCUGUAAAUUGAUUUUUUUUAAAUCUUUUUAUUUUUUAUUUUUUGUUUCUUGAUAAAAAAAAUCAAUGAAAAUUGAUUCUUUUCUUGAGGAGGCGGUGAUGAAGACGCUGAUCCUCACUAGUUUUGAGGUUUCUUAUAACUUAUAAGGGAAUUCUCUCACUCUCAGUUCUUUUUAUUUA